Messenger RNA from Hevea brasiliensis (rubber tree), 6199 nucleotides. Its product is annotated as putative disease resistance protein RGA3. NCBI's taxonomy places the organism in Eukaryota, Viridiplantae, Streptophyta, Magnoliopsida, Malpighiales, Euphorbiaceae. The record is from RefSeq and is a predicted model, not a curated record. Gene Ontology annotation, molecular function: ADP binding. The transcript has 12 exons. Gene Ontology annotation, biological process: defense response to fungus. The coding region runs from base 259 to 1239 and encodes 326 amino acids.
AUGUAUUGAAUUUUCAACUAGGUCUCCACAUGGUUUGCAGUACGUUACAAACAGAGUGAGGUCUCUUUUUUUUUUUUUUUCACAAGACCCCACACAGUUGUCCUUAAAGAAAUGAAUAUCUCCUUCAAGAGCCUAAAUCCUUGAUAUAAAUAUUUCCAAUGCAUUUUCAAUCUCCACGCAUCUUCAUAAUCCUUCUCUUCAAACCUUAAUGACUUCCCAAUUCUGACUUACCUUCACUUUCCACUCACUUGAAAAGCAAUGGCAGAAGCAAUUCUCUCCGGCAUUGCUGUGGAAAUAAUUCAGAAGCUGGGUUCUCGAGUUCUUCAAGAGACUAGGCUCUGGUGGGGUGUCAAAGGGGAGCUUGAGAAACUCAGGAGGACAGUUUCAACUAUCCAAGCUGUGCUUCAUGAUGCAGAGCAGCAGUACUGGCAGAGUCAUCAAGUCAAAGAUUGGGUUGACUCGCUAAAAGAUGCUUUUUACGAUGCUGAUGACUUGUUAGAUGAGUUCUCCACAGAUGUUUUAGUGAAGCAGAUGAUGAGUACUGGCAAUAAAAUGGUGAAGGAGGUACGCCUCUUCCUUUCAAGCUCAAACCCAUUUGUUUAUGGUCUUAAAAUGGCUCAUAAGAUUGGAAAAGUUAGAAGUAAAUUAGACGAGAUUGUUGCAAAUAGGAAUUUUCACUUAGAAAAUCUCCCUGAGAAGACAUUUCCUAUGGUUGAAGAAAGAGAGCAAACUCACUCUUCUUUACCUCAAGUAGUUGUUGGCAGAGAAAAUGAUAAGAAGGAAGUUAUUGAUUUUCUUCUGUCUUCUAGUUAUAGGGAGAAUGUGUCGAUCAUUUCCAUUGUUGGUCUUGGAGGCUUAGGAAAGACAACACUUGCUAAACUUGCAUAUAAUGAUGAUAUGGUGAAAUCAAAUUUUGAGCUUAAAAUGUGGGUGUGCAUUUCGGAAAAGUUUGAUGUCAAAAUAAUUGUUGAAAAGAUUUUGGAGUCUCUUGAUCAUCAGAGAACUACAAAUCUUCAAAUGAAUACCUUGAAAGAUCUUCUUCUUGAAAAAAUUAGUGAAAAAAAAUAUUUACUUGUUUUGGAUGAUUUGUGGGAUGUUGAUUCAGGAAAAUGGUUUAAGUUGAAGGAUUUGUUAGUUGGAGGUGCAAGUGGAAGCAAAAUCAUAGUAACCACACGUCAUAGAAAUGUUGCGGAAGUGAUAAGAUCAGAAAAAACACGACUUACAAAAGCUACUUCCUGAUGAUUCGUGGUUUUUACUUAAAAAAAUGGCCACUAAACCAGGGCAAGUGAUUAGCUUAGAACAUGAGAAAGCUGGAAGAGAAAUUGUGGAAAAGUAUUGUGAUGGAGUCCCUUUAGCCAUAAGUGUAAUAGGACGUGUAUUGUAUUUUAAAAAUACAGUAGAUGAGUGGCAAAUUUUCAAAGAAAAAGAACUUCCAAAUGUGAAUGAAGGGGAAAAUAGUAUUAUGCAAACUCUUAAAUUGAGUUAUAAUCAUCUACCUUCUCAUAUAAGGCAUUGUUUUGCUUAUUGUAGUUUACAUCUGAAAAAUUAUAAAAGUAGUAUAAACUAUUUGGCGAGUCUUUGGAUAGCUAGCACAAGGAUUUAUUAAAUCUACGGUUUCAAAACAAAGUCUUGGAGAUAUAGGCUUAACAUAUUUCAGGAAUCUUGUGUGGAGGCUUUUCUUUGAAAAAGUAGAAGAAGAUUCAUCAGGUAAUUUAACAUUUUGCAAAAUGCAUGAUUUGAUGUAUGAUCUAGCUAAGCUAGCAGUAAGAGAGGAAAAUAUUUUACUAAUUUCAUAUGAAGAGCGUGUUCAAGAAGGAUUUCGACACUUGUCCAUUGAUUUUCAAAUUGGUCAUGGGAGAAAGUUGCAAAUUGCUUGCUUGAUAUGACAAAGUCGCGAACAUUUAUAUCAUGGCCAGAAAAGCAAGAUAAAGAAGUAGAAUGCCAUGAAAUUUUGUCCAAAUUAAGUUGUGUAAGGGUGUUGAUUUUGCGUGGUAUGGGAUUUGAGAGAGUGCCACCUUCCAUUGGCAAAUUAAAACUUAUAAGGUUUCUCGAUCUUUCUUUUAGUAAAGGCAUUGAGAUCCUUCCUGAUUCCAUUAUUAAACUCCGAAACCUGCAAACUCUGUACCUAUAUGGUUGUGAAAAGCUUAAGCAGCUGCCUAAGCAUGUGAAAAGGUUGGUCAAUCUCAGGGAUCUUGGCAUUUCGGGAUGUGUUAGUUUGACUCAUAUGCCACGUGGGAUUGGUCAACUCACUUCCCUUGAGUAUUUGACAACAUUCAUGUUGGCCAAAGACAAUGGAGUCUCCAAGCAUGGUGGUGGACUCAGUGAAUUACGUUACUUGAAUAAUUUGAGACGAGAACUAGAGAUUUUUAAUCUUCAGUAUGUGAAAAAUCCAGCAUCUGAAUUUAAGGCAGCCAAUUUGAAAGAGAAGCAACACCUUCAAACCUUGACAUUGUCAUGGAAAUUGGGAGGUGGCUAUGAUAAUAAUAGUGAUAGUGGUCCAGAUGAUGUUGAAAAUGAUGAAGAAAUGCCAUUAGAAGAGCUGCGGCCACACCUUAAUCUAAAAUCCACCCUAACCUCACUUCUAUGCCUCUCAUUCCAUCUGUCCAACAUUUGGUAUUGAUAAAUGCCAGCAAGAAGUCAUUGGAGGACAUACUGAAGAUGAAGAUUUCGGUGUCACGAUCUACCUUUUCUGGUUCUUCAAUUUCCCCUUCUCAAUUGAAAAUUCUGCAAAUCGAGAAUAUUGAGGAUCUAGAAUUUCUGCCAGAGGAGUUGCUGGCAAAUCUCACAUCACUCCGACGUCUUAAUCUUCGGUAUUGUCCACGAAUAACAAAUGUGUCUUCUGCUUUGCGGCAUCUAACCUCCCUUGAGAGGCUUGUCUUCUUUGCUUGUGAGGACCUUGAUUUAUUUGAUUCAGAGGAUCAUAGUGAUAUGCCAUGGGAGUACCUUAGAAGCCUCGAACAGCUCAUAUUUGCGGAUUUGUUCAAAUUGGCGUCACUCCCAAAGGGUCUUCAACAUGUUCCCACUAUGCGAAAACUCACAAUCGAUAAUUGUCCUAAUUUGAUAUCUUGACCGGAAUGGAUGGGAAGUCUCACUGAAUUACAAUAUUUAUGGAUUAGAAAAUGUCCUCAACUGUCAGAAAGAUGCAAAAACAACAUGGCUGCUGAUUGGCCCAAAAUUGCUCACAUCCCAAAUAUUAGUAUUGACGAUAGAUGGAUGCAAUAGGAUGGCUGUUACAAACUACGAUCAGAAGAAUCAGACUUCUCUUGGAUAGGAUGUAAUGCUACUGCUUCUGAACUUUAGGAUGGGGAUUCAUUGAGUAGCUUCAUAUAUGAAAUUUCAAUGAAGGGCAUUGUCAUUUAUCAACUUCAUCCACGAGUUUUUACUUCUCUUCAUAUUCCUUUUUUUUAACUGGAUUUGCUACUAUGAAGAAGUCCCAUAAUCCCUUGCAGUUUUAGCUUCUACACUUUGCAAGAGAAUUGGUUUUCUAAAAAUAAACUGAUAAGCUGGGGAUGCCCAAACUCACCUCAAAGCAGUUGUUCAUAGAUGUUGAUGUUGACAAUUGCUUCUAAAACUCUAGGAUGGGAAUCAUUGUGGUCAACAACUUCUCUUCACCUCAUUCCUUUGUAAGUUAAAUCAACAACAUAUUUGUACUGCUAAAUGCAGAGGUAGAAAAAGUAUUGGUUCUGAAAGCAAAUUGAUAUUCAACAAUAUUUUCUUCCAAUCUAAUUUACAAGUUCCAUCAAUUAGUGUGGAAAAAAUUACCAUUUCAAAUUUCUUCCAAAGAAAAGCAAAGCAUUUGCCCAUAGUGAUGCCUUAUCUUGUGCAAUGUGUUAUGGAAGUUUUAACUGGAAGUGCCACUACUAGAAUUUCAGCUUCUACAUGUUGCAAAAGAAUUAUGCAGAAAUUGACAAGCUAGCCUGCCUCUAGCCUGAAGACGACUUUUUGGAUUGGAAAGUAUCUAUCUGCUUCUGCAAGUUAAGAUCUCUGUUUCAUCUCAUUCAUCUGUAAGUUGCUGCCUACCUUAUCAUGUUCCUUUUAUUCUAUUUCAAGUGCUUACCACUUUUACAGAAUUGAAUGCUUUGGUGAAAGAAUCAUGGGCUGCAACGGCAGAAUUACAUUAAAAAAUUGAUCUCCUUCAAAAUUCAUUGGUUUCUAAAUUCUAGGUAGGCACAAAAGUUUGAUAGUUUAUAACCGCUAUCACAAGCAUGAUUCAUUUUCUUUCUUUGUUUUUUAUUUUCGAUAAUUACAUUUUUCUAAAUUUACUUAUGAACAAAUAAAUAUAUGCAUUUGUUCAGAUUUCUCCCAAAUCUAAAGUUUCUGCCAUAAGGUUUUGAAGUAUUUAUCAAUAAUUACCCCAAAUUGAAGUUUCAUCUUCCUUGCCUAGAGAAACUGCGGAUUGCAAGGAUUUUCAUCUGUGCAAUAACGAAUGCAGCAUGCUAUAUUCCUCUGUUCUCUUCGUAAUAUUUAUUAUUUAAUGAAUGGAACCUAUUGGCAGUGGAUGAACUUCAACUUGCUGCCACUUUUUAACAACUUCGGACUGUAGAAUUUCUUUAUUGAUUUCUUGAGAUAAGAAUUGUUGGAAACUUUUGUCACAAGAUGCAUGAGAUCUGGAAUGUUUGAGGACUUAAGGUUGUUGAAGAUUAAAUCCAAUAAGAAUAAGAUUUUAUGUAGGUAUUCCACUUUUCAUGUCUUGUCAUAUUUAACUUUCCUAUGUUACAUAAACAAACUUAAAACAGAGUAAUUACGGAAGCUCUAUCAAAGUAUUUUGUGAAUUUAUACUGUUGGGCAAUAUUAAUUCAAACAUGGUUUGUGAUCAAUGCAGCGAGUGGAGGAGCUUCACUGUUUAUCAUUUAGUUUCAGUCUGUCCUGCAGAUAUUGUGAAUCAGUAGAUUGAGGCAUUUCCAUGUAAUUUUUAAUUGAGCUAUGGAAUUUCAAAUAAGCAUUCUGCAACUAUUGUCUUCAAUUCCAGAGUUUGGAAAUUGAUGACGGUUCUAUCUUGUCAAGAGAUGCCACAGAAGAGCCAUUGUGAAGUGGUCUCUCUUGUGCAAGAAAGUGUUUGUUUUGGUAUGCUCAUCACCUCCACAUGCCUUAAUAUGAACUCUAUAUGGACCCAGUUGCAAUUUACACUUCAGAGGAAACCUUGUGGGCACAACAGUGAUGCAAACAUGAUGAACUCGGUUAUUGUGUUUUUCUUUUGUGUGGUGAAAGAGAAGCAUAUGCACAUCCAUCGAUCAUAGCGAAUCUUGUAUUUGCAAAUAGUUGUAAUUACUCUCUCUCUCUUACAAGGCAAGUACAUCCUGUUUUCUCUUCUUUAAAUUUUGUAAGUUACUACACGACUUAUUCAAAUCGAUAUAGUCUUGAAAUCACAUUGAACAUAUUAAAUAUGAUUCCUAGUUUACUUUGUAAACCGACAAGAUUUUUUUUUUUUUCAUGAAGGGUCAAUUGUUCACCAUUCCCAAUGACUUUACAUCAUUGGUUCUCUCCUAGUUUACAUCGUUUAUGCAACGGACAUUCUGUGUGAAUAAUGACAUGGAUCAUUGACCCAUAAUUGAAAGGCCUGAUGCAAACAUUUGGUUCAAGUACAUUUUAAGGAUCAUAAUUAUGAUUGCUCUUCUAUAAAAUUGGGAAAUGCCUAGUGAAUAAUUACUUCAAAUGUGUGUCCUUGUCUCCAGGCCUGAUGCAAACAUUUGGUUCAAGUACAUUUUAAGGAUCAUAAUUAUGAAAGGGCUGCUCAAUUGCUUGCACAACCAUAUCAAUGGAAUAUCUAGAGCUUGCGUGCAAUUUAGUAUCUCGUAAGAAAUGGAGAUUUUGAUUACAAAUUUAUAUCUUCUCUUCACACUUUAAUAAAAUUCUGCUUAUUGAAAAAGGGAAAAAUAAAUGAACAGCACAGAGAAAGCUUAUUGGUAGAAAGCAGUUUCAUGCUUGAAAGCAUUCUUCUGUCAUAGGGUUGUUUCUAUUUUCAUCUACUGCAGAAUUGUUUGGACAUGAUCAUAGGCCGAGUCAAGUCGCAUACAAACUAGCAGAUAACUAUGAACAGAGUUGGAAAACAACUGAAAUCUAUCAUUGUGGGACAUGGAUGAAGCUUCCUCUACUUGGAUUUGGACAUUGACUAUGAGUUGGUGGUAAAAUAUGAAGAAUUUAUAUUUCCAUGGAAAGGGAUUGUAACCUUUCAGACAAAAUGAAUGAUUUUUCCUUUUAA